AUGAAUCUCAUACAUACCAACAAUCUGCAUAAAUCAGAGCCGCAAGUACAUUUAGAUACUUUUUUGGAGUUAAAAUACCGGGGGAUCUAUACAAUAAGCAAUUUAUCUCGUUUGUUGGGAAUGUUUAAAAAACUCAAUGUGAUCGACCUUGCGACAGACGACGGCAAGAAAUUUUCUGUGUUAGAGCGAGAAGUCGUGGUGGUUGAAAAAUUAAUGAAAAUCAACCACUGUGGAUAUAAACGCAAUUUAAGAUUGCCAAUAAAAGAAGACAAAAUACUUACGAGAAAGGCAUAA
This is a messenger RNA of Clunio marinus, 294 nucleotides long. The record is from the annotation of a GenBank genome assembly. Lineage: Eukaryota; Metazoa; Arthropoda; Insecta; Diptera; Chironomidae.